AUGAAGUUGCCAUAUAACGUUGCAAGAUACUUUCCUACGAAAGGCUGCUAUUCAGUGAGCAUGGCUGCGUAUAAGUACACAUUAGGAGAAUCCGUCAAAUCAAAGUUUAUGUCCAAACCUUUGACAUGCGGGUUUCGUCUCAGGGAAGAGCAGCGUGUGACCUACAACGAAGCCCACAGUAGGCACGUGCCAAUUUAUGUCACUGUCUGUCCUGGUGUGGACCGCACAUCUCCUUCCCACUGCCCAUCCACAGCACAUCGCUCACUGAGCAUGUGGACAGAUGCCGUGUCUCACCUCUGGAAAAACGGGGGAAACCCUUGUCCACUGCCCUCCAAUUCACUGGUGAGACACAGGAUCUGCCAGGCGGAUUUCACCUUCAGAGAGAACAUCUCCAGUUCCCGUGGUCCGCCCGGACCCGGGGAGAGGGGAACUCCCAUUGAGAUCAGGGGAGGGAUCAAAGAGCAGGGGUUUGCCCGAAGCGGGCUGUGGGGCAGCCCUGCCCUCCAAGGCUCCUUGAAGAGAAAGUUGGUGGUAAAUCUGUCCCCUGUCAGCAAGAGGCCCAAUGGUGUUUCAGACAGCUCUUUCCUUGAUGUUAAGAGGAUAAGAGUGGGUGAUAAUAUCUCAGUGGGACAAGGUGGACAACAUGUUAACAAUUGCCAAAGCCAGUCAAUGUCAGGAACUAUGUCUGUGGGGCAAGGAUCACAAAGAAAGGGCAGCAACCUAGCAAACAAUACACAUGCUAGCGGGAAUGGCAUGUUUAACAUGACUUUGAAAGAGGUAAAGAAAGAACCAGGAGAAACGAUGUCCUGCAGCAAACACUUAGAUGGCCAGACAUCCCAUGAGAACAUGUUCCCUAACAGAUAUGGGGAAGACUCAUGGGAACAAAUGAUGGAUCUGGAGCUUCAGGAACUAUUUAAUGAACUGACUAACAUAUCAGUGCCACCAAUGAGUGAUCUUGAGCUAGAGAAUAUGAUAAAUGCCACGAUAAAACAAGACGAGCCAUUCAACAUUGACCUUGGGCAGCAAAGCCAGAGAGGCCCUGUGAGAUCUCUGCAGAUGGAUAAGAUGGUGAUAAAGAGUGAAUAUGCACCAGGCAUGAAUCAGGCUCCUGUGGGCUCCCCACAGAUGAGGCCUUCUUCUACAGGUCCAGCCUUCACUAUGGCCACCGCUGCCAUGUCCACCUCUUCACCCAUCCCAUCAGUCCCUCAGAGUCAAACACAGGUAUCGCAGGUUUCUUCUGCGUCCAGUCGGCCAUUGCCUAACUGGCAGGAGGUGUCUCAUGCACAGCAGCUCAAACAGAUCGCAGCCAACCGGCAGCAGCAUGCCUUGAUUCAGCAGCAACAGCAGCAGCAGAACCAGACGGCCAGCUGGUCCACCUUGUCUCCAUCAGGACCUUCCCCUGGACCCUUUGUGCAAGAGAAAAUCCCCAGUCCUUCUUUUCGCCAGCAGCAGUUCAGCCCACAAAGCUCAGCGAUGCUUGGGGUACCAGUGAAUGGAAACCAGUCGAAAGGGAUGAACAACUAUGUUUAUAAACCGAACACUCCCCAGAGCAACGCCAUGGACAUAAUCAUGCAACAGAAGCCUCAGGACCUCAACAGAAACUUUAUCAACAGCGCUCAGCCACCACUAGAGCAGCAUCAUGGCAACACAAAGCCUUUGUUUCACUUUAACUCAGAGCAAACAAACCAGCAGAUGCCUUCAGUUUUGGGUUCCCAAAACAAGCCUGCCCUUCUGCACUACACGCAGCAGGCACAGGGUUCAGCCCCUGUGCAACAGCAACAGCAACAACAGCAACAACAGCCGCAGCCGCAACCUGCUCAGCCUCUUGCGAACCAGUCUCUUCAAAGGCCACCUACCGUACCCCUAGCAAUGCAGCAAAAAAUGAUGCUUCAGAAAAUGCAGCAAAGCCAGCAAAUCUCAGGUUUGCAGUAUCCAGUCUCUCAGCAGCAUAGACAGGAUCAACACUCUGUGGUAGGCCAGGGAGCUGGCCCCACUCCAAGCUCCAGUUCUUGCUCAAAUCCAAACACUGGAAGUGGUUACAUGAACUCAUCCCAGCAAUCAAUGUUGAAUCAGCAACUGAUGGAAAAGAAACAGGCUCUGCAACGGCAAAUGAUGGAGCAAAAACAACUCCUUCUACAGCAGCAGAUGUUGGCAGAAGCUGAGAAAAUCACUCCGCAAGAUCAGCUGAACAGACACUUGACACGACCACCACCAGAUUAUAAAGACCAAAGAAGGAAUGUGGUCAACAUGCAACAAUCUAACCAAUAUCCUGGUGGUUCACCAGCUGUGAGUAUGAGCUCCAACAACAUGUCCUUAUCCAACCCAAUUUCAACUCAUAGCAUCAUGCCCCAGAGCUCCAGCCUCAUGUCCACCCCAGCUGGGACCCGAAUGCCUUCUGUUCCUGCCGCUCGGAGUAUGGGCUGCUACGGGAACCUUCCUUGCAACCAACCAAGCACGUACAACGUGACUUCAGGAAUGAACCAAAUGCAGCCACACAGAAACCAAAACCAAGUCCUGCCCAGCCAGAAUAACCCCAUGAUGUCUCGACAGCAAACCAUGACGCAGGGAAACAACGCAGCAACUUUUGGGACAGGGUCGGUGGUCAACUCGCAGCAAGUAAGGCCAAGCUUGAACCAUGGAGCCACGGGUGUCGCUGCGCAAAGGCCGGCCAAUGUGAUGAUCACGGCUACUGCCACUGCCCAGAACUGGGCUCCGCAAGAAGCUGCAGUGAAGCAGCAGGAUGCACUGAAACCUGCAGGGGUCCGUUUCCCCACUGGCACUCCAUAUCCUAACCAGUCUCUGCAACGCAAUGUAGGCAACCAGCAUUUUCCUCAGCGUGCAUUAGCACCUCCUAAUCAGUUAACAGCGGGAGUCCAAAUGAGGCCUCCUCUAAACCAAAUGCACCAGACUCUAAAUGGACAAUCUGCUGGCUCACUACGAGGUCUCAGCACAAGACCUAACCAGCUGAGAGGACAGACUGUGCCUACCUUGAAUCAGCCAGGAACAAGUAUGACACCUCCAUCAUCUCUGCCAUCAACCAGUUUCACAUCUACCAACCAAAACUCUCGGGUUUACCAAGGAAGUGACCACGGUAAUGACCUAGCAUUUGACUUUCUGAACCAGCAAGGUGACAGUAUAGGACCUGCGCUCAACAGUGACUCAGACUUUAUAGAUUCUUUACUGAAAACGGAACCUGGUAACGAUGACUGGAUGAAAGACAUCAAUCUCGAUGAAAUUUUGGGGAACCACUCAUAA
Charadrius vociferus (killdeer) is the source of this 3255-nucleotide messenger RNA. RefSeq names its product mastermind-like 2 (Drosophila) (gene MAML2). Gene Ontology annotation, biological process: positive regulation of transcription of Notch receptor target. Gene Ontology annotation, cellular component: nucleoplasm. The transcript is spliced from 5 exons. The record is from RefSeq and is a predicted model, not a curated record. Gene Ontology annotation, molecular function: transcription coactivator activity. The coding region runs from base 1 to 3255 and encodes 1084 amino acids. Lineage: Eukaryota; Metazoa; Chordata; Aves; Charadriiformes; Charadriidae.